This is a messenger RNA of Danio rerio (zebrafish), 1434 nucleotides long. It is a transcript of the gene sdhdb, whose product is annotated as succinate dehydrogenase complex, subunit D, integral membrane protein b. Gene Ontology annotation, cellular component: mitochondrial envelope; mitochondrion; mitochondrial inner membrane. The record is from RefSeq and is marked provisional. Gene Ontology annotation, biological process: tricarboxylic acid cycle. NCBI's taxonomy places the organism in Eukaryota, Metazoa, Chordata, Actinopteri, Cypriniformes, Danionidae.
GACCUUGGGUUGGUUGUAAGAAUCAUGGCGGCUCUCGUCCGAAUAAGUUCUCUCUGUCAUAGAGGUGUCAGCCCUCUGUUAUUUCGCCCUUCGUCUCUCAUCAGACCUUUGGCCGUACAGCAGAAGGAUCAUGAUUGUUCGUACUUGAUAUCAGCAAGGAUACAUGCUACUCCUUCCAACUAUGCGGGUUCUGGGUCUAAAGCUGCAACCAUGCACUGGACUGGAGAGCGGAUCCUGAGCAUAGCUCUUCUGAGCCUGGCACCUGUUGCGUAUUUUUGCCCCAGCCCUGCUGUUGACUACUCUUUAGCAGCUGCACUUACUCUACAUGGUCACUGGGGUCUUGGCCAGGUUGUGACAGACUAUGUUCACGGAGAUGCUAAAAUCAAGAUGGCUAAUGCAGGCCUGUUUGUUCUGUCCACUGUCACCUUCGCCGGCCUCUGCUACUUUAACUACCAUGACGUGGGCAUUUGCAAAGCGGUGGCCCUCUUGUGGAGUAAAUGACUGGACUGAGACGAGGAUCUGCGUUCACCAUCAAAGUUCCAGCUUAUUGUACAUUAUAUGUAACUUCUAUGAAUAUAUAAUUUUUGACAACAUGGUGUCGAUUUGCAGUUGUUAUUAAUUGUAAAUGCUGUCAGAACAUACUCAGCUUUUACGUAAGAUGCGAAAUCAGUGUUUCAGAUGCGGAAAAACUUGUUGUGGCUUUAAGACGUUGAAAAUCACUACGGUUGUAAUGUUAAGAUUCAAACUCAUUUUUACAGGAAAAAUGAUCAGGCAAUAAAUGUUUUGGCCAUAUUUAUUGUAUAAUGUCUUUUUGGUCACAAUGAAAUAUCUUGACAUCAGGGAAAGUAAUGAAUUAUGGUAAAUGACUCCUCGUGUAAACGGCACAUUGUGUUUGUUGAUUCACUGAUGGUAAACUGAUCUUUUAUACACGCCAAUCUGAUUGUUGUAGAGAUGCUUACAUUUUCGCAUGGCUUAAUAUAUAGCAGGUAUUAAACAUUACCUAUAUUUAUAAGUCCAUCAUUAAUGAACAACAUAUGGGUUAUUGUCAUAUUGACAGUAUUUCAACGUAACACUUUGCAUGGCUGUCUUGCUCAAUUCUGCUCAAAUAAGUAACCAUUUAUAAAAGACAAUUUGUUAUUGGAUGUGCAAUUUAUUUACUUUUUUGUCUUAAAUAGAUUAGAUGUUUGCAAAAAUUAUUGCAAUGUUGUUUGCAGUAAACUGUGAGCUUUCAGUGUAUAAUAAUGAAAAAGGCAAAUCUAAAUGAUUAAAGUGAGUUUGGAAUCUAAGGGAAAUGAUUUUGCUAGUCCUGUUAUCAUGCGCAGACAUGGUUGUGAGGCUGGCUGCACUUGUGCCUGUUUAAACUGCUAUGGAAAUUUGUGUAAAAUAUUUUGGGUUUUUCUGCUCAUUAAAGCUUAAAAGGGUAGAAUUGUGCAC